CAUCGAAUACAAAUCUAGUUGAAACUUUUAUUCAUCGAAACACGGAAAUUUUGUCAACAUUUGGAUUUCGGUGUUAUGAAUCAAGGAAAAAAUUACACAAAAAUGAGAGAUCCUAAUUUAGAAAUAGUUAAAGGACCUAAAUUAGUUGGAUGGCGAUUUGGGGUUUUCGUUGGAUCAAUAGUGGGACUCAUUGGAUUGGCAUGUUAUCCAAUAAUUAUUUAUCCUAUGAUGAAUCCCGAAGAAUAUAAAGAAAUUCAAAAGAAAACCAGAGCGGGAAUUAAACAAGAAGACAUUCAGCCUGGAAAUAUGAGAGUUUGGUCAGAUCCGUUUGGUAGGAAAAAGGAAUAAUUCUUAGAUGUACAAAGUUUUUAGUAGGAAAUAAAUUAAUUCGUAUUUAAUGAAUUUAAAAUGAUAUUUUUUGUUAAAAAAUUAUUUUUUAAAAUAGUUUGAGUGUC
Culicoides brevitarsis is the source of this 455-nucleotide messenger RNA. Its product is annotated as small integral membrane protein 20. Gene Ontology annotation, biological process: mitochondrial respiratory chain complex IV assembly. Gene Ontology annotation, cellular component: mitochondrial inner membrane. Bases 76 to 348 code for a protein of 90 amino acids. Lineage: Eukaryota; Metazoa; Arthropoda; Insecta; Diptera; Ceratopogonidae. The transcript is spliced from 3 exons. The record is from RefSeq and is a predicted model, not a curated record.